AUGGCAAGUGGCAGUCCAGCAGCCAAGAGAAUAGUAGUAUACCGGAAUGGGGACCCCUUCUCCCCAGGCUCCAGGCUAGUGGUGACUCAACGCCGCUUUCCUACCAUGGAAGCCUUCCUCUGCGAGGUGACAUCAGCCGUGCAGGCCCCACUGGCUGUGCGUGCCCUCUACACACCUUGUCAUGGCCACCCUGUCACUGAUCUGGCAGACUUGCAGAACGGAGGGCAGUAUGUGGCUGCUGGCUUCGAACGAUUCCACAAGCUCCACUAUUCACCCCCUGGAGGGAAGGACCCAGGUGGGAAGAGCAGCAGACUACAAGGUCCUCCCAUGACUCGCCACCCUUGUGAUGGGGUCCUUGGACAGUGGCUGCCUGGAGGCACCUUCUGCUAUAUCCAUGUGUUCAGGAAUGGGGACCUGUUAAGCCCCCCAUUUGGUCUGAAGCUGUCCCGGGUUGCCAGCCAGGACUGGGAAACCAUGCUGAAGCUCCUGACUGAGAAGGCCAAGUUGCACGGCGGGGCUGUGCGCAAACUCUGCACCCUGGAGGGGAUCCCACUGGCAGCAGGGGAGGCUCUGGAGAAUGGCCAUUACUAUGUGGCUGUCGGAGAAGAUGAGUUCAAGCCCCUUCCCUAUCUGGAGCUGCUGGUGCCCAACCCUUCCUUGCCCAGGGGCUGCUGGUAUCCUCCAGGACCGAUAUCUGGGCCCCACGGGCAGGGGGCUGGUGGACACAGAGCACAGGCAACCCAGCCCUCUCCUAAGGAAUCAGGCCGAAUCGAGCCAUCUGUUUCCUGUGUUCUCUCAUUUCCAUCAGGAAUCAAGGGAGUGUAUGGGGCUCCCCGCCCAAGGAGGGAGACAGCAGGAGCCCAGGAAGUAGCAGAUGAUACAGAGCCCCAGACAGAGGAGCCCUUGGGUCUGAGGGCAGCACAGACAGUGGAGGAGGCCCUGUCCCUGGAAAACCAGCCUGCUGGGGCUGCUAUCUCAGCCUCAGCUCCACCAUCUUGA
This is a messenger RNA of Carlito syrichta (Philippine tarsier), 999 nucleotides long. It is a transcript of the gene DCDC2B, whose product is annotated as doublecortin domain containing 2B. The record is from RefSeq and is a predicted model, not a curated record. NCBI's taxonomy places the organism in Eukaryota, Metazoa, Chordata, Mammalia, Primates, Tarsiidae. Gene Ontology annotation, cellular component: microtubule; microtubule organizing center. Gene Ontology annotation, biological process: intracellular signal transduction.